CCCAGCCCGCUGCCCCCGGCCCGCGCCGCCUCCUGAGCCCGGCCCGCCCGGCCCGCCCGGCCCGCGCCAUGGAGCCCGGCCGCGGCGGCCUGGAGACCGUGGGCAAGUUCGAGUUCUCGCGCAAGGACCUGAUCGGCCACGGCGCCUUCGCCGUGGUCUUCAAGGGGCGCCACCGGGAGAAGCACGACCUGGAGGUCGCGGUCAAGUGCAUUAACAAGAAGAACCUCGCCAAGUCCCAGACGCUGCUUGGGAAGGAAAUCAAGAUCCUCAAGGAGCUGAAACACGAAAACAUCGUGGCUCUGUACGACUUCCAGGAAAUGGCCAAUUCUGUCUAUCUGGUCAUGGAGUACUGCAACGGAGGGGACCUGGCCGACUAUCUGCACGCCAUGAGGACCCUGAGCGAGGACACCAUCCGGCUCUUCUUGCAGCAGAUCGCGGGGGCCAUGCAGCUGCUGCACAGCAAGGGCAUCAUCCACCGGGACCUGAAGCCCCAGAACAUCCUGCUGUCCAACCCUGGCGGGCGGCGCGCCAACCCCAACAACAUCCGCGUCAAGAUCGCCGACUUCGGCUUCGCCCGGUACCUGCAGAGCAACAUGAUGGCGGCCACGCUCUGCGGCUCCCCCAUGUACAUGGCCCCCGAGGUCAUCAUGUCCCAGCACUACGACGGAAAGGCAGACCUGUGGAGUAUCGGCACCAUCGUGUACCAGUGCCUGACCGGCAAGGCGCCCUUCCAGGCCAGCAGCCCCCAGGACCUCCGCCUCUUCUACGAGAAGAACAAAACCCUGGUGCCCAUCAUUCCCCGGGAGACCUCGGCCCCCCUGAGACAGCUGCUGCUGGCCCUGCUGCAGCGCAACCACAAGGACCGCAUGGACUUCGAUGAGUUUUUCCGUCACCCCUUCCUUGAUGCCAGCGCUUCUGUGAAGAAGUCCCCACCUGUGCCUGUGCCCUCGUACCCGAGCUCCGGCUCCGGCAGCAGCUCCAGCAGCAGCUCCACCUCGCACCUGGCCUCCCCCCCGUCCCUGGGGGAGAUGCAGCAGCUGCGGAAGACGCUGACCUCCCCAGCCGACGCCGCCGGCUUCCUGCAGGGCUCCCGAGACUCGGGCGGCAGCAGCAAGGAUUCGUCCUGCGACACCGAUGACUUUGUCAUGGUCCCGGCCCAGUUUCCAGGUGACCUGGUGGCCGAGGCAGCCAGUGGCAAGCCCCCGCCGGACAGCCUGAUGUGCAGUGGGAGCUCACUGGUGGCCUCAGCUGGCCUGGAGAGCCACGGCCGGACCCCGUCUCCGUCCCCACCAUGCAGCAGCUCCCCCAGCCCCUCAGGCCGGGCCGGCCCAUUCUCCAGCAGCAGGUGCGGCGCAUCCGUCCCCAUCCCUGUGCCCACCCAGGUGCAGAACUACCGGCGCAUCGAGCAGAAUCUGCAGUCGCCCACCCAGCACCAGGCUCCACGGUCCUCCGCUAUCCGCAGGUCGGGCAGCACCAGCCCCCUGGGCUUUGCGCGGGCCAGUCCAUCACCCCCAUCCCACGCUGAGCACGGGACUGCCCUGACCAGGAAGCUCUCCUUGGGCGGAGGCCGACCCUACACGCCAUCUCCACAAGUCGGAACCAUCCCUGAGAGGCUGGGCUGGAGUGGGGUGCCCUCCCCCCAAGGAGCUGAGAUGCGGGGUGGCAGGUCCCCUCGUCCAGGCUCCUCCGCGCCUGAGCAUUCUCCCCGCUCCGCUGGGCUGGGCUGCCGCCUGCACAGCGCCCCCAACCUCUCCGACCUGCACAUCGUCCACUCCAAGCUGCCCAAGCCCCCCACGGACCCCCUGGGGGCUGUGUUCGGCCACCCGCAGGCCAGCCCCCCACAGCCAUCCCACGGACUUCAGUCCUGCCGCCCCCUGCGUGGCUCACCCAAGCUUCCUGACUUCUUGCAGCGGAACCCCCUGCCCCCCAUCCUAGGCUCCCCCACCAAGGCCAUGCCCGCGUUCGACUUCCCCAAGACCCCCAGCUCCCAGAACCUGCUGACCCUCCUGGCCCGGCAGGGUGUGGUCAUGACGCCACCUCGGAACCGCACGCUGCCUGACCUCUCGGAGGCAGGCCCCUGCCAGGGACAGCAGCUGGGCCCUGGCCUGCGGCCUGCGGAGGACACCAAGGGCCCCUUCGGCAGGUCCCUUAGCACUGGCCGCCUCACCGAUCUGCUCCUUAAGGCCGCGUUCGGGACACAGGCCCCAGACUCCGGCAGCUCCGACAGCCUGCAUGAGAAGCCCAUGGAGAUCGCGCCCUCUGCUGGCUUCGGAGGGAACCUGCAGCCAGGCGCCCGUGCUGGGGGGGCCAGCAGCCCUUCCCCUGUGGUGUUCACUGUGGGUUCACCCCCCAGUGGGGCCACGCCACCCCAGGGCCUGCGCACUAGGAUGUUCUCAGUGGGCUCCUCGAGCUCCCUCAGUUCCGCCGGCUCCGCCUCCGCCCGCCACCUGGUGUCUGGGGCCUGCAGCGAGGCUGCCCCUGAGGCCCUGGCCCCUGGCCACUGCUGCAGCUUUGCCGACACUGUUGCUGCCAACCUGGAGGGGGCUGUGACCUUCGAGGCCCCGGACCUCCCCGAGGAGACGCUCAUGGAGCAAGAGCACACGGAGAUCCUGCACGGCCUGCGCUUCACGCUCGUCUUCGUCCAGAGCGUCCUGGAGAUCGCCACCCUCAAGGGCAGCGCCAGCGAGGCGGCCGGCGGCCCCGAGUACCAGCUGCAGGAGAGCAUGGUGGCCGACCAGAUCAGCCUGCUGAGCCGCGAGUGGGGCUUUGCAGAGCAGCUGGUGCUUUACCUGAAGGUGGCCGAGCUGCUGUCCUCGGGCCUGCAGACCGCCAUUGACCAGAUCCGGGCCGGCAAGCUCUGCCUGUCGUCCACUGUGAAGCAGGUGGUGCGGAAGCUGAACGAGCUGUACAAGGCCAGCGUGCUGUCCUGCCAAAGCCUGAGCCUGCGGCUGCAGCGCUUCUUCUUGGACAAGCAGCGGCUCCUGGAUCGCAUCCAGAGCGUCACCGCGGAGAAGCUCAUCUUCAGCCACGCAGUCCACACGGUGCAGUCGGCUGCCCUGGACGAGAUGUUCCGCCGCCGGGAGGACUGUGUCCAGCGCUACCACAAGGCCCUGCUGCUCAUGGAGGGGCUGCAGCAGCUUCUCACGGACCAGGCGGACGUGGAGAACAUCGCCAAGUGCAAGCUGUGCAUCGAGCGGAGACUCUCGGCCCUGCUCACCGGGCCCUGCUGACUGGCAUGUGUGCCUGACCUCCUGGGAGCCUGCCUGCUGUGUCCCAGCGGCUGGACCUUCUCCACGCAUCUGUGGGUGGACUGCAAGGGACAAGCCUGCAGCCUGGGCACUGCUCCCUGGUGCCGGGGAAGGACAGUCUCCCUGCUCUGUGUCCAGAGCUAGGUCUCCAGCCACAUCUGUUUCCUGGGCUCUGGCCGGCACUGGGCCUCAGAGCACUGGAGGGCCCGCACAGAACUUCAGCCCAGGCCAGGCCCCUGGAGGCCUCCGGGCGGUGGGGACGGGUGGGCACCCUCCCACCCCAGCCACACCCAGCGCAGUCCUGCCGAGGACCUGCCAGGGGCCCACUCAAGCCAAAGCCUCCAGGCCUGCCAGGGGCCCGCCCAGGACGAGGUUUGGGCUGCUGGCUCCUCUCCUUCCCCGAGACCACCACCCAGCUUUGUGAAUCACCAAGCACUUUAUGCAGGCGGCCUGGCACCAGGACUGCCUGCCCAGCCCUGGCUGCUACACUAGAGGCGUGUGUACAGGCCGUGUACAUAUACACGUAUACAUAUACACAUAUACAUAGCCCUGCUGUGCCUGCUGCCCGGCCCCGGGGAGACACAGCGUCUUAUUUAAAUGUUCUUUUAGGGACACACAGUAUGACGCACCGAGCUUCCUAAACCCAGAGUGGACGUGGCAGUCUUUCACAUUUUACUCACGUGAAAUGUGUCUUAUUUUUCUGCAGCUCUUUUUUCGUUUAAAGGAGAAAACUCGUAGGUGUUCAGAACGUUUUGUUUUGGAAGGGGUGGGAGGGGCCGUGGCGGGCAGGUAAGCCUGCCUGGGGCAGGGGGACCCCUGCCACAGAGACGGUGGCCAGUGAGGGGGAGCGUUUUGUGCAAAAACCAGUAAGUAGGUUUUGACAUCAGAUCCCUCCUCACCUCCCCUGCCCUUCCAGGUCCUGGCCGCUAUAAAAGGGGUCAGGGAGGCCCACCUGCGGGCUCCACGGGCAUCCCCAGUCUGCCCAGCUCUGCCUAGCCCCCUCGAGUGCACCCCCAGCGGAAGCUGGGCAAGUCCAGGCACCUGUCCAGGGGUUUAAGGUCGAUGCCACAGACCCAGGCGAAUCGAUGCGUGUUUCUUUGCAAUACUACUUGAAUAUUGCCCUGUGCUUGGACUUAGAAGCCCUGUGACUUUAUUUUUUCCUCGCCACACAGGACAUGUUCCUAUUUAUUGCUUUAUGGUUGGCUAGACUCCAGGGCUGCCGGGAGGCUGGCCCCACGGAGGGGGCCUCCUGCCCAGCCCCUCGUUCAGGGCACCAAGUAUGCUCCGUGUGCCUCCCGGUGCGUGCCGCCCGCCGACCCUGCUCCCCGUGAGACAGCACUCGGUUCGGUCUACUUUAAAGGAACAGUGUGUGAUCCCUCCCCAUUGUGUUAAAAGUGUGUAACAUCGA
Molossus molossus (Pallas's mastiff bat) is the source of this 4656-nucleotide messenger RNA. It is a transcript of the gene ULK1, whose product is annotated as unc-51 like autophagy activating kinase 1. Gene Ontology annotation, molecular function: ATP binding; protein serine/threonine kinase activity. Bases 69 to 3230 code for a protein of 1053 amino acids. Gene Ontology annotation, cellular component: autophagosome; cytoplasm. Gene Ontology annotation, biological process: autophagosome organization; axon extension; protein autophosphorylation. The transcript has 28 exons. The record is from RefSeq and is a predicted model, not a curated record. NCBI's taxonomy places the organism in Eukaryota, Metazoa, Chordata, Mammalia, Chiroptera, Molossidae.